CGCGCCAAGAAAUUCAAAUCAGAGGCCAUAUUGCAUUCGCAGCUUGUUAGAAACCGGUUGGAACUGCGGGAGCAAAAUCCGACAGCUAAUGGAGUUAUGCGAAAAUAAUGCUGAUCGGCGAUAGCAUCGAAGGAAUAGACCGGUCAGCUCUUAUCAGCUAAAAAUUGAUCGUGCGGUGCCGACAAUUGAUGAACGCGGUUGUUUUGGGAAUCUUCCGCACAGAUCUUCAUAGAUAACCCCGCGAAUAUGAUAUGCCGAGUGGGGUGAUAAUUAAUGCCUGAAGAAUGACUGCAUCAAUGUCUUUUGUUUAAUUAAGACAAACGACCGCUGGGAGCCAGUUAUGAAGAAAAUUUAUGCAGUUGGUAAUUCCGGCCGGUAAAAUGUCAGGGGAGAGCCACAUAUAAAAGCGCAAUUUUCGGCAACCAGCAGUCAAUAUUGUUUCGUUAUCUAUUAGCACACACAUCCCCUUUCCAACAAUGAAGUUCGUGAUCGUUCUUGCCUGCCUUUUGGCCGUGGCCUUCGCCAACGAGGAGGCUGAUGUUCUGAAGAGCGACUCCGAGGUAAACGUGCUGGACUUUAACUACGCCUAUGAACUGUCCAACCAUAUUCGCGCCGUGCAAGCUGGAGCCCUGAAGGAGCACGACAACUGGGUGGUUUCCGGGGAGUACGAGUACGUGGCCCCCAACGGCAAGACCGUCAAGGUGGUCUACACCGCCGAUGAGACCGGCUACCACCCAAAGGUCGUCGAGGCCUAAUAAAUAGGACCCACUCCCGAAGACCGAAAUAAAAAAUUAAAUCCAUUGCAGCAGC
Drosophila mauritiana is the source of this 810-nucleotide messenger RNA. It is a transcript of the gene Lcp9, whose product is annotated as larval cuticle protein 9. Gene Ontology annotation, molecular function: structural constituent of chitin-based larval cuticle. The record is from RefSeq and is a predicted model, not a curated record. NCBI's taxonomy places the organism in Eukaryota, Metazoa, Arthropoda, Insecta, Diptera, Drosophilidae. Bases 477 to 755 code for a protein of 92 amino acids. The transcript is spliced from 2 exons. Gene Ontology annotation, cellular component: chitin-based extracellular matrix.